UAUAAAUUAAUGUUGGUGGAUUUUCAUUAAAACUUUUCAAACCAUUUCUAACUGGUGGCAGGAAAAGUGGCAAGAUUGGAAAUCUCAAAAACUGAGUGAAACCAAAAUUGCCAGACAUGCCUACGUCUACAGAUAGGCUGGCCAUUGGCCACCCAGUUUGAAACUGAGUCAGCAUUCAGGAAUGGGAGUUAUGUCCUAACCAUUUGGUCACUGCACACACAUUUCCAAACCUCCGCCCCUCCAAUGUCUUGCAAAGUAUUUUGUGCAGUACGGAAGACCGUAGUGAUCCAAGAGCAGUGAGUCGAGGAUUUCUAGCUCUCAAAAUUCAUGAGUUAAAAGCCAUGACUACAGAAGUAAAGAUGAAGUAUAAUUUAAUAUGGCAUGGAGCAACUGUAGAAACAGUGCUGGAAUAUUUGCUGCUUGAAGAAAAAAAAAAGAAUUUAACAAAGCAUCAAAUAAAAUAAGUCAGAAUGCUGAAGUCCAGCAAGUUGAGCCAGAGCUGAAAAAGUGGUUAUGUUAUCAGUCCUUAACCCCAUUUGCGUAUCAAUGUGAAGUAAGACAUGUUUCUCAAGGGGUUCUUCAGGCUGAAAAUAUUUACAGCCACAGCUGGAAUGCAUCAUAACUGGUCAUCCUGUUUUGCAUGACUUGUCCAUUAGCGACUCUCACUCUGUGUUGCCCUUUAAACAAUAAAAAUAUUAUGUAAAUGCCUUCUCCCUUCUCUGGAUAUUUUGGAGGGCAAUUCAGGAUAAAGGCUGUUAGGUGAAAAUGCCAAAGUACAUUCUUCUCAUUUAUUUGACAUACAACAACUAGUGUGUAUGUUACAUUUUCUCCAGUGUCAUAUUCAUCCUGGCCUGAAAGAGAAGCACAAGUAAAACCUGUGCCACAGUACUGAGUAUUGUGAAAGUAUUCUCACCUACUGUAUAAUUUUUUUACAGGUGUACAUUGUAGUGUAGUGACAAUCCAGAGUCUUUGCAUGCCCCUCACAAAAGCAUAUACGAGAGAGAGGAGGUGGAGGUUAGACUAACUCUGUAAAGCUUCUGCCAGUCUUCCAAACAGUGUCUUAUUCAGAUACUGUGGCUUAGCUGUGUACGAUCUCUUUGAGCACAGCCUAGCCUCCAUCUCUUCUCUCUGCUUGUAAUAAAGCCUGCUGCAGGCCUGCAUUGAGAUCCCUGCCACUGAGCUGUAUGCAGCCCUAUUAAUAUUGGAGUUACCUCACCAAUACCUGUGUGAAGCCUGAAGUUUCAACAGGCAGGAGAGAGAUCUGUCCUGAUGUUGCGGCUUUACAAAAAGGGAUUCUGUUCCUGAGUUGGAAUAGGAAUAGGAAUUGAAAGGAGAUGUGGAGACCUCCAUCUUGGUGUUGUAGCAACUGCCAGUGCUUCCUUCCAUAACCUGCUGUGGCUCCAAAGGUGGGUGUGGUGUUGAUUAGUUGAUGUUUUGCCCCUAGGAAUAAGCUGUGUGCCACCUGGUUCAGCAGGAGGUGAGAUUAUGCCUAUGACUUUGAACACAGGCAAGAAGGCUUGGCUUGGCUCUUCAGAUCUGAGGCACCGAGACUAAGGAAUAACUUGUAGAGCACAUCUAAUAUUCUUUUUUCUGCUUCCAUGAACAUCUGUGCCUUCGCUUUGUUUUUUCAGGCAGGGCAAAUCUUUGAAAAGGGAGGGUCUGCCUAGAGUUAGUGAGGCAUUAAAGCAAGAAUGGCAACCCAUAAGGCAAAUGCACAAUGCGAUGGAGCCAGAAAGAUGCUAUCUUCCUUAAUACAGUGGAACCUCUGGUUACGUACCGUCCUCCUUGCGAACGCUUCUGGUAACAAGCUCCGCUAACCCGGAAGUAGGUGCUCCAGGAAGCAAACUUUGCCCUGGGAUGUGAGCAGAAGUUGCGCGCCAGAGGCAUGUGCGCAGCGGGAGGCCCCGUUAGCAAAAGCAUGCCUCAGGUUAAGAACGAUUUCGACUUAAGAAUGGACCUUCAGAACGAAUUAAGUUCGUAACCGGAGGUACCACUGUAUAGUACAUUUUUGUAUAUUACUCUCAAGAAUAUAUGCAGGCAAACACCUGCCAGACAACUGAAAGAUCUCUCCCAUUCCUUUGGUCCAUGUUCAGCAAGGGCUGAUCCUCAAGAAAGUUGAGGAGCAAAGAUGGAGUCCUAUUGGAGUUUGUGAGCUACCCAACUAUUGAAAAUCUGGAGUUUGGGGGUCAAUUAUUCUCUAUGGAGGGGGAACGGGUCUUUCUGGAUGUUUGAAUCUUAUUAGAGAUUUAUUCCUUUGUACUAUUUAUUUCCUACAAGUUCCUGUCUUUUAUUCCAUUUACUUUGCUAAGUUUGAAGUUGAAGGGACAUGACCUUAGCUAAAGAUGACUAACUGGUUUCCUGAAUCAUUUACCUUACCUUUGGAGGAAGAUGUCAUUGUCUAUGCAGAACCCAAUUCUUUCUUGUAGGAGGUGAUAAUUAAUCUUUGCUGGCAACACAGGAUUAAUGUGCUGGUCUUUACAGUAAGUACUGGGAAGUCAGAAUAUUUACUCAUACCUCCCAGGUCACGUUUGAAGUAAGGACUAAGUACCAGGAACUUUCCCACGGCCAUUGGACCUACCAGGUUCUGUGAUGUCCUGUCCAGAUGUACAAAGCAUCCUGGGCAGUAGCAGACAACCUCAGGCAGAGGCAGCUGCUGGAACGCACCCACCCCUUUCUUCAACAGCCUUCCAGACAGCGAGAGAGAGGGGAGCUUCAGCCGCCGACGAGAUGUUCAAAGGGGUGGGCAAAGGCUCGCCAAGCAGAAGCUCCCCGAGCAAAGGGUCCCCGAUCAAGCAGCCCAAAUCCUCAAGCACAAAUGACUUGGCUGUGCUCAUCUCUCGCAUGCAAAAAAAUGCUGACCAGGUGGAAAAGGACAUCCUUGAAACACAAAACAAACUUAAGCAGGACAGCAGUUACCGCCAGCAGAACAAGCCUUUUGAGUUCCAGCAGGAGAAUGCCAAAAACCUGAAAGAGGCCGAGGUGCUACUGAAGGACCUCUUCCUAGAUGUGGACAAAGUCAAACGUCUGAAGCACCCUCAGGCCUUGGAAAUUGAAAAAGACAUCAAGCAGCUGCACGGCCGAGUGACACACCAAUGUGCCGAAUAUCGAGAUCUGUAUGAAAAGUUUACACUUCCUGAAGCUGGUUCCAAAGUGGACUGGGGAAAAAUUCUAGAACAAAAGCAGAAAGAAAUCGAUGGAGGGAAAUAUGGACCUACUAUGCCAGAGCUGGAGAAACAGGUAGCCGAACACAACAUCCUUCAGAAGGAAAUUGAAGCAUAUGGACUCCAGAUCAAGAACCUUCAUAGUCCGGAAGCAGAAGAUUUAAGGAGCCGGCACAAGAAAUUGCUGAAAGCCUCUAUCUGGAGGGGCCAGAGCUUGGGCAGCCUCUAUACACACCUCCAGGGUUGCACUAAGGAGCUGGGUUACCUCACAGAGCAGCAGAACAAGAUAUUGAGGCAGGACUGGAGUGACCAGAUGGCUGACCCCCAGUCUGCGCGGCAUGAGUACGAGGAUUUCAAAAAUAAUGAACUCCUUAACCAAGAAGAGUAUGUGAAUACCCUCCAAGAUGAUGGAGAGAGGAUGGUCGAAUUGAAGCAUCCAGCUGUGAGCCCAAUUCAGGCUCAUCAGGAAGCGCUUAAGAAUGAGUGGCAGAAUCUUCUCUACUUGUGCAUCUGUCAAGAGAACCAUCUGAAGAACAUAGAGAACUACAGAAAGUUCUAUGACGAUGCUGAUGCUGUGAGCCAUUCGCUAAACAAGCUGAACAAUGACCUUGAUACGAAAUACAGCACGUUCAACAAGGACAGUCCAGGAGUGGUGUCUGAUUUAUUCCUUCAGCUGGAAAACGAUGAGAAGUCUGUGAAACAAGCUGAGAGGAGCAUUGCUGAACUGAAAAGGAGGAGCAAGGAGAUUAGCCCUUUGAAACUCCGCAGACUCCAACCCUCCCAGCCAAUUACCGUGACUACCAUCUGUGACUGGGAUUUGAGUGAUGGGCGGCUCGAGAUGGGAGAGAAGUAUAUGAUGCAUGACAACAGCAACCAGGAAAACUGGGUCGUGCAGAAUGCCAGUAGAGAGACUAAGGUAGCACCUGCUGUUUGCUUUUCCAUCCCCCCUCCAGAUCUAGAGGCCAUAGAGAGAGUUAACAGGCUGGAAGGUGAGCUGAGCACAGUGAAGCAGAGGAGAGCUACAGUCCAGAACACCUUGAAAAGCAGCCAUAGGGAACCAGUUAAAUCCAGCCACCAGGUUCCAGUCAGAAGCACCACUGUGGCCCAGGAUGAUCCCCAAGCCGGCCAGUUGCUCCAUAAACUGGAUAACGUUGGUGGUAACUUGGACCAAGUCAAGAAUGAGAUUUUCAGCCGCCUGAGGUCUCCACUAAACCACAGUGACCCUGUAGAGGACCUUACUCAACGGAUCAGAGAGCAGGAGGGAACAGCAAGGAGACUUCAAGUCAUAGGAGCAGAAAAGGAAGCUGCCCAGAAGGAGUGUGAGGCCUAUCUUUCCAAGAAGCCUGCUGGCACCUCUGCCUCCCAGCUUCCUGUGACACUCAACAACAUCAAGAACAAAUACAAUGAUGUUAAGGUGCUCUCCAGGCUCUAUGAGGAAAAAGCCAAAGCAGGCCUGAACCUAGAGAAUCAGAUAGAGAACACAGACAAGAUCAUCAGCACCCUUGAGGCCAAGUUAUCUCAUGAUGGCAUCAUCCCAGCCUCACCCAAUGCACUGCAGGAUCGUGCCAAUGAACUUCAGAAACUGAUGCGAGAUUUGGUGAAACAUGAGGACAGCUUGCUGAAGCUGAACCGCAGCCUCAAGGAUGCUGAGCACAGCUGCAGUGCAGUGCAGAACAAUUUUGAAGAGUACUGCGCUGAUCUGCCAAGGCAGAAAAAGGAGGUCCAGCUACUUAAUGACCGAUAUCAUGCUGUUGCUGACCAGCUGGAUCACCGGGAGAAGACUCUCCGGAACACCAGCCUCACCUACCAACAGUUCCAAAAUGCCAAUGAGAACCUAAUGUUCUGGCUCAACAAUGUUCCCAAGUACCAGGUCAAGACCACAGAUGGACCCAGCCAGGUCAACUACAAGCUCCAGGCCCAGAAGAGGCUGGCAGAUGAAAUCCAGAGUAAAGAAUCUGACAAGGAUGCUGUGGUCAACUUGUCCCAGAACGUGCAGAUGGUCCUUAACGAGUAUGAGCUUCAGGCAGGAAAAUACCGAUCCUCCCUAGACCCUUCGUUGACUGCUUCUUCAGCAAAACGCCUCCGGGUCACACCACUUCAGGAGAGCAUCCAAGCACAGGAAAAAAAUGUGACAAAGCUCUUCACCGAGACAGCUGCCCAAAACAAAGAGCAAGUCAGCCGGCUGGAAUUUGCCAAGAAAGUUAUGGACAAGAAGGAAGUAGAUGAGACAGUGCACAUGAUGCACGAGCAGACCCAGCAGUCUGAAAACACAGCUGGGUCCCGUAGAGAAUCAGAAGCCCUAAAAUCUCAGCUGGAAGAGGAACGGAGCAAGAAAGCCAGGGCUCAGCAGCAGCUGGAAGAGCAGAGGAGCAAACUUCUCAUGCUGAAGACCCAACGGCCUAUUGAAAGAGUGGAGGAGAAAGAAGUGAUGGAAUACUACAGGGAUCCCACUCUGGAGAGUGACCUGUCCAAAAUAUCUAAUCAAAUUGAGAAUGAAAUUAAGAAGAGAAGGGGUCUACAGGCAGAUAUUGAGAUAAUGAACAAUAAGGUCCUCCAAAUGGAGAAAGAUAGUAAGGUUGUUAAAGCUCAGCUGCUUACAAAAGAAAUUACUAAGAUAGAGAAAGACCCAAGCCUAGAUGCCCAAGCAGCCAGACUCCGAGAGGAAAUCAGGCACCUCCAGGAGAACUCAACUUCCUCCUCCGAACUUGAACGGCUCAGGAAAGAGCUGCACUUGCUGGAGCAGAUGCAGCCAAACAUCCGAGAGAAAGUGGUGCUGAAAGAGGUGGUCAAGCUGGAGAAGGACCCAGAAAUGCUAAAAGCAGUCAGGACAUUGCAAAUGCAAAUUGACGAAGACAGCUUCAAGAGGAAGUCUCUGGUGGAUACAAUUGCUAAACUGAAAAGCAGGACUGAAGAGCUUGAAAAGCUGAUUGAAACGGCAGAACCUAAAGUCAUUGUGAAGGAGGUAAAGCAAGUGGAGCAAGACCCAGAGCUUCUGAAGGAGGCAUCCAAGCUUCAGACUCUCAUUGAUGAGGAGAGAAGCAAGAACUCGUUGCUAGCAAGCCAACUGAUGGAGCUGCAGAGCAAAUACAGCACUGUGGAAAAGCAAAAGCCUAAAGUGGAGAUUAAAGAAAGAGUCAACGAGAUAUUUCGUCUUGACCCAGAAACAGAAGAGGAGAUAGCACGUUUGAAGAAAGAGCUCCAAGAAGCUUCAAGAAAAAGGUCAAGGGUUGACCAAGAGGUGGAAAGAGCCCUGACUGAGCUCAAAGUCCUUAAGUCUCAGCCUCCUACUGUGGAGUUUAAAGAGGUCAUCAAAGAAGUGGUGAAGAUGGAAAAGAGUCCGGAGAUUCUGAGAGAAAUAGACAGGCUGAAACAGCAGCUGAAUGACCUUGUGAAUACAAAUGGCAGGUCCCAAGAACAGCUGAUCAGGCUACAGGGAGAGAGAGAUGAGUGGAAGAGGGAAAGAUCCAAGGUAGAAACCAAGCUGGUUACCAAGGAGGUUGUCCGAUAUGAGAAAGACCCUCUGUUGGAGAGAGAAGCUGAACGCCUCCGCCAGGAAGUACGUAAUGUAUCACAAAAGAGGAGAGCAACCGAAGAUGCCAUCUAUGACCUGCAGAACAAGUACAUGCUUCUGGAGAGGAGAAAACCAGAGGAAAAAGUGGUGGUCCAGGAGGUAGUUCUCACUCAGAGAGACCCAAAGCUCAGAGAUGAGCACAGCAGGCUAAGUAAGAGCUUGGAUGAUGAAGUGAGCAACCGCCGACGCCUGGAACGUGAAGUCCAGCAGCUUCGAGCUGCGGUGGAAGAGAAAGAGAAGCUGCUUAACUUCCAAGAAGACAGAAACAAAAGGCUAGCCUUGGAAAAGGAAAUGCGGCAGAUCACCUUGAGGAUAAAGGAAAUUGAGGAGAGCCCAGCCCCAGUGCAGGAAAAAAUAAUCACAGAGGAAGUGGUCAAGGUAGAGAAGGAUCCUGUUCUGGAGCAGUCCAGCACCAACCUGCGAAUUGAACUGGAUAACGAAAAGGCUCAAGUAUCGAGCCUGCAGAGGGAAUGUAAGAAACUUCAAUCCCAGAUUGAUGUUCUGCAAAAAGCAAAGUCUCAGGAAAAAACCAUCUACAAGGAAGUAAUCAGAGUAGAAAAGGAUAAGGUGCUAGAAAAUGAGCGAGCUCGUCUCUGGGAUCUGCUAAGCAGAGAGAGAACAGCCCGGCAGAAUGCAGAAGAAGAUAUCAGGCGUCUCAAGGAAAAGAUUGAAAGAGCAGAAGGCAUGACGAGAACAUGGUCCAAAGAAGAAGCCGAUCUCCAAAGAACUCGCAAUCUGACAAGGCAAGAAAAAGACAAUCUUGAGAAUGAAUUAAACGAACUAGAAAGGCAGAAGCACCAGAAAAUCCUUUUCCUUAGAGAGCAGACCAAGCUCCUGAGCCAAAGGACAGAGAAUGACAGACAAAAGAAGAUGCAAAUUGGUCAAGAGCUUUCUUCCCUUGAAGCAGACAUACUUAGAGAGAAGGAUCAGAUCUAUGAAAAAGAGAGGGCUAUCCGGGAACUCCAAACCAGAGUUAACAAGGAAGAACUGAACCAUGAGACCCAGAUGAGAGAAACUAACCUCUCCACAAAGAUUUCUAUUCUGGACCCAGAGACUGGCAAGGAUAUGUCACCCUAUGAGGCAUAUAAGAGAGGCAUGAUAGAUCGAAGUCAAUAUAUUCAGCUGCAAGAACUAGAAUGUGAUUGGGAAGAAAUCACAACGCUGGGACCCAAAGGCGAUGUUUCUGUGCUCCUUGACAAGAAGAGUGGGAAGCAGUACUCCAUUGACGACGCCCUGCGCUUUAGGAGGAUCACAAAAGAAGAAUACCAGCUCUACAAGGAAGGCAAGAUCCCCAUCUCUGAGUUUGCUCUGCUGGUAGCAGGAGAAACUAAGCAAAAUUCCUCCCUUUCUAUUGGUUCAAUCAUUUCCAAGUCUCCAGUUUCAUCCCCUGUUUUCCAGCAAAAGCAGAGCUUCUUCCCUCCUGGCGUGCAGAUAACCUUCUGUGAUGAUACCUUCCCCAUUGCCGGUGUGUAUGACACUACCUCCGACAACAAGUACAACAUAAAGUCUGCACUUAGCAAGAAGCUGGUGGACCCAAUGACUGCUCAAAAGCUUCUAGAGGCCCAAGCGGCUACUGGAGGCAUUGUUGACCUUAUCUCACGUGAUCGAUACUCUGUCCACAAAGCCAUUGAUAGAGGGCUGAUAGACAACACUUACAUGCAAAGGCUGCUGAAUGCUCAGAAAGCUUUUACAGGGAUUGAAGAUCCAGUCACCAAGAGAAGGCUGUCUAUAGGAGAGGCAGUCCAGAAAGGGUGGAUGACCAAGGACAAUGCCUUUCCCUAUUUACAGGUCCAACAUCUGACUGGAGGGCUAAUAGAUCCCAAGAAAACUGGCCGUAUCCCAGUGCCAGAAGCUUCCCAGGCUGGCAUGCUUAGCAGUGAUCUGGCCAUGAUGCUACAAGAUGAAUCCAGCUAUGAAAAGGAUCUUGUUGACCCCAUCACCAAAGAGAAGAUUAAUUACAAGGAAGCCAUGGCUCGUUGCCGGAAAGAUCCUCUAAGUGGGCUCCUUCUCCUUCCAACCACAUCUGAUGGAUACCAGUCAUAUCAGUUCAGGCACUGAGAAAAUAAGAAAUCCUCAACAGAGCUCAUAUACUGUACACAGAUUAACAGAGUGCCUGGCAGUUCUAAAUGGCUGUGUGCUAUUCUAGAUUGCUAGUCUUACUUCACUUAACAAGGCAGCAAUGCACCUUUAAGAUGCAUUUCUGAAGGUAGAAGGGUUCUAAUGCAGGAGUUACUGUAUAACAGUGGUUCCCAAACUUCCCCAACCUACCCCAUGGACCACUAGAAAAAUGUUGAGGGUCUUUGCAGAUCUCUUAAUGAUUUAUCUGCCUGUUGUAGCAAUUGUGAUGUGCUGUGCUAGAUGAUUUUUCAUUGUCUUUUUACAGAAAUGCUGCAGGCCACCCGAAUGAAGCUUAUGGACCACUAGUGGUCCAGGGACCAGUUUGGGAACCCCUGCUGUAUACUAUAGGGAAAUAAAUGGGAUUUUAAAAAUAAACAGAUAUGCUUGGGAAACUUUUACUCUGUGCCUUCAUGGCAAGUUUAAAGGGUUGUGUAUCAAGGAGCUUUGAGUUAGAUGGUUGUCAUGCAUGCAAUAAAAAAGUUAAAAGAUUGAA
Molecule: messenger RNA, 9343 nt
Organism: Podarcis muralis (Common wall lizard)
Lineage: Eukaryota; Metazoa; Chordata; Lepidosauria; Squamata; Lacertidae
Gene: EVPL
Product: envoplakin
Biological process (GO): intermediate filament cytoskeleton organization; wound healing
Cellular component (GO): intermediate filament; cytoskeleton; membrane
Molecular function (GO): cadherin binding; structural molecule activity
Source: RefSeq, a predicted model, not a curated record